Messenger RNA from Trichobilharzia szidati, 449 nucleotides. Lineage: Eukaryota; Metazoa; Platyhelminthes; Trematoda; Strigeidida; Schistosomatidae. The record is from the annotation of a GenBank genome assembly.
CAUCUUCAAUUCACACGCAGAUAAACCCGGUGAGUUCGUUCCUUUUUGUGUUUAUUCUUGUACUAUAUUGUUAUCGGCAUACUUUUCGUCAUGAGUGAUCCUAGCCCCAAGCUAGUACCAUUUUGGCCAGAUAAUGCUGAAACGUGGUUUCAGAUUGCUGAGUCUGAUUUUUGUGAACAUGGCAUAACUGAUCAACGUUCACAGUUCCUUGCAGUUAUUCACGCCCUACCGCGGGAAUUCAGCAGGUGCGUAACUCUGCAGAUGUCGGUGCAACGGGCACUGGACAGGAAACAAACGAAGCACGGGAUCCAACGAACAACACUGAGGAAGCUAUGUACAGACACCCUAUUAGCAUAGGCAGACAGACCAGCAGGCUCUCCAUCAAGCCGCUUGGAAGAUUUUUUUCACCCAUCAGGGAACCAUCGAGAUUUUUUUACUUCCGGCUGGUC